AUGCGACUAAACCUGCAGAAGUGCACGUUCGGAGUGACUUCGGGCAAGUUACUCGGAUACGUAGUUAGCACACGGGGCAUAGAAAUUGAUCCAUCCAAGAUCAAAUCCAUAACCGAAAUGCCACCGCCAAAGUCUGAAAAACAGAUCCAGGGCUUCUUGGGCAAACUGCAGUACAUUAGUAGGUUCAUUUCCAAACUUACCAUGGCGUGCGAACCCAUCUUCAAAAAACUCAAAAAAGAGGACAAAGCUGAAUGGGAUGAACAGUGUCAAAAGGCUUUCGAUAAAAUCAAAGAAUAUCUAAGUAAUCCUCCAGUUCUAUCCCCACCAAGGUCGGGCAUUCCCCUACGCCUCUACCUAACAGUCACUGACACAGCCGCAGGUGCAAUGCUCUCUACGACUGCUAGCUUCACAGUAUGA
Molecule: messenger RNA, 417 nt
Organism: Spinacia oleracea (spinach)
Lineage: Eukaryota; Viridiplantae; Streptophyta; Magnoliopsida; Caryophyllales; Amaranthaceae
Exons: 1
Coding region: 1-417 (138 amino acids)
Source: RefSeq, a predicted model, not a curated record